Molecule: messenger RNA, 2936 nt
Organism: Xiphophorus couchianus (Monterrey platyfish)
Lineage: Eukaryota; Metazoa; Chordata; Actinopteri; Cyprinodontiformes; Poeciliidae
Gene: star2
Product: steroidogenic acute regulatory protein 2
Exons: 7
Coding region: 269-1081 (270 amino acids)
Biological process (GO): steroid biosynthetic process; regulation of steroid biosynthetic process; intracellular cholesterol transport
Cellular component (GO): mitochondrion
Molecular function (GO): cholesterol binding; cholesterol transfer activity
Source: RefSeq, a predicted model, not a curated record
UUUACUUAAUUAUCCAUGUUUCUUGCUAAAACCAGUUUUCCUAUUGUGUCUUUUGUGCAGCCUUUUCUUCCUACCUUGAGUUCAAUCAUCUGUUUUGGUUAAGGGGAAAAAAAAACCUCAUGUCAAGCACGGCCUUCAGGACUGAAUCCAGAACAAGUUCUAUCUUUUUUUUCUCCGGCCCUUAUCUCUUUGGAGUGUCCUUCGAAAGCUGUAUAAAGACGUGAGAAACUCCUUUGAUACUUUGCUGUCUCUGGCAAAGACAGACAACAUGCUGCCUGCUGUGGUGAAGCUCUGCUGUGGAAUAUCCUACCCACACCUUAGGAGCAUGUCAGGGCUUCAACGCACAGCAGUAGCAGUGAUAAGCAAGGAGAUCACACAAAUGAAGCCUUGGGCGCAGAUCAAACAUCACAUCGGAAAACUUGCUGAGCCCAAAACAGAAGUGGCAGUGAGUGAAGAUCAGCUGUUUUACAUACAACAUGGCAAGGAAGCACUGAGGAAAGCUGUCAGCAUGUUGGAGGACAGAGAGGGAUGGAAGCUGGAAAUUCAAGAGAACAAUGGUGAUGUGAUCUGUAGCAAAGUGAUACCGGGGGCUGGGAAGGUCUUCAGGCUGGAGACGGUAUUGGAAGCCAGCUUGGAUGACCUCUAUGACCUCCUGUUCGUCAGAGUUGAGAACAUAAGCGAGUGGAACCCGAGCGUACAGCGAAUCAAAGUUUUAAAGCAAGCUGGACCUGAAACAGUCGUAACUCACGAAGUUUCAGCUGAGACAGCAGGGAAUCUUAUUGGACAAAGGGAUUUCGUCAGCGUCAGACACAGCUGCAAAGAAAAAUCCUGCCUUUAUCUAGGAGGAGCAGCAAUUCAGCUGGAGUCAUUCCCACCUCAGGCUGGAUUUGUGAGAGCUGAGGAUGGGCCAACCUGCAUCGUUAUUAAAGCUCUGGAUGAGGACUCAACAAAAAGCAGCUUUACAUGGCUCCUCAAAAUGGAUGUAAAGGGCUGGCUGCCUAAGUCCAUUGUCAAUCAGGGUUUGCCUCGAGCUCAGCUGGAUUUCACAAGACAUCUUCGAAAACGUCUCAGUCUGAGAUGACUGAGUCCUCAUGACUGUCACACUGCAGCAGCACCUUGUCCUUGUUCAAAGAAGGUGGGGGCAUAGUGACAGACUGCCUGGACGGCAAAACGCUACCCUGUUGAAACGAAAUGCUGCCUGGAUGAUAUGACCUCCUUGAAGAACAGCGAGCAGAAGGGAGAACCAGCUUGGUGGAUGGAAGCUGGAUUAUAAUAGGAAUAAAUGUCAAAUUGUGCCACUUAAACCUCUCAAAGAUUUCCUGUUUAAGAGCCACAACUUGUCUCUUGAUACAUGACACCCUGCAAAUGACUGGAUAGAAUUAAUAAAGUGCUUAAAUGCGCGUGUACUGGCUGACUUGUUUUUACUUAGUACUUACAAAAAUAGAUUGAACACAUUAAGGGCAAACUAUACAGCACAUGUCUCAUUACAGGAAGUGUCCUGUAGAUCUGCAUUAAUUGAUUUAGAAUGAAAUGAGCUGUUAAAUAAAGAUUUUAGGAUAUAAAAUCUUAUUUAGAGCAGCUGUUAUCUCCAUUCACAUAAAGUGCCCAUCAUUUUUUUCACGCUUUGUCACAGUACAAUAGACUUCAAUGUAUUUCAUAAAUAUUCCACUUCACAAGUGUAAAUGUUUGUUUGGACUUUGUUGUGCCAUCAUUUAUUUUUAGCAAUCACAGCUGAAAGUCUUUUGGGGGUAUGACUGUUAGCUUUACACAUCCACAUGCUGAAAGUCAUCAUAUUAGAUGUAGAGAAUCUUUGAACAGCGGUCUUGUCACAAAUUUCCAAUCUCGCUGUACGAAGGAAGACGAUAAACUGAACAGUUUAUUUCUGCAGCGGAAUUGUGUCCAACAGAUCUGACAAACACAUCAGUCCAUCAAUAAACGGACGGGAAAUUACAUGUGCUUAUUACUAGAGUUGGAUGCAGAAAAAAGGGAAAGGAGGAUGAGACAAAAGAGACAGUAAUAGGCAUACUUAGGGCUGUGCAAAAGACGAAACAGUCAGACACUAGCUGCAGGGGCAGUCACUUCACAAUUUUCCCAGAACAUAUUCCAUAGUUUGACAUUUAUUACUGAACUUCUUUGGUCUUGGAAACGCUAAAUUGGUGGCCAGCGCACCAAGCUUGUGGUAGCUACCAGUCAGCUAAUUUCUGAAGUGGUAUCUGUGGUACUGGAUUUUACUUUGGGUAUCAGAGUGAAGGGAGCUGAAAGCACCUAAACACCACACUUUUUAUGUAUUUAUUUGAAAAAUCCUUUGGAAACCAAGUACCAUUUCCUUUUCAUGUCACAGUUAUGCUCUAGUUUGUGUUGGUCUAUAAAAUAAAAUCCUAAUAAAACACAUUAAGGGCUGUAAUGUAACAAAAUGCAGUGGGGAAAAUCAAAGGCCCGUUUAUACUUUUGUAAGGCACUGUGUUGUUACAAAUUGAAACAAACGUAACUAAAAUAAAAAAGAGCAGUGAAAUAACAACAAAAAAAAUUCAUUGUACAUACUUUGAAAUGAAUUUUACUUUGUUCACGUUACCACUUAGAAAUUCAAUAAAUAUUAACACUUAAAGCUUUCAUUCAUGUACGUAUAUACAAGAACUAUACAAUGAACAUAGUGAAGGUGUUAGCUAGAGAGCAGGAACUGUGUAAAAGUAUUUCCAGCUUCAGUUCAUGGACCGGUAGCAUUGUCUAUUGUUUCUAGUUCCAAAUGUUUUUAACAUGUAAUUUACACUAUGUACACUAUCUUAAAACUGCAGGAGUUACAAAAAUAUCAUAACAUGUUCAUUCUGAAGUUGUUUUUUUUUUUUUAGUUCUUAAAGCAUCAAGUCCCACAAAGGUAGACAGAGAACAUGCUACAGUACAAUGGGGUUGGCUUGCAAAAGUCAUAAUUUGGUUUCAUU